UCUAUCUAUCCUUUCAUUUCGGUCGUAAUAACAUUUCGAGUUAGAUUCAGUGGAAUUGAUUUGCGUGUGGUUGUGGAGAAAACUUUAAAAGAAACUAAGCUCACUUAAAACAGAAACUAGCUUUAAGGAUGAUUACGAUGGAAUCGAUUCUUAUUACAAUUACAUGCUUUACAAUGAUUUUGCAGUCUGUUGCACAGUCAGUUCAACCCAGACAACCAGGACAACCAGGACAGCCAGGACAAAGACAAACAUUUCCUAUGAACCUUAGACAAAAUCAAGGCAGACAAGUCCAAGGUCAAAACGUGCCUGAAUCGACUUUGCCUGGAAACCCAGGCAACCAACAGGGAAACAUUCUUCGUCAGGCUGACUCAUGUGUGAUGGAAGUUAUUUCGAUUAGUUCAAAUUGCUUUCAGAAUGCCGGUUACCAGUUACAACUUGUCGAUGCUGUUAUUUCUAACGGGACAAUUACACCACUACCACCAAACGCCAACUUACUAGAUCUUAGACGUGCCCUCUGCAACAUCCGGCCUCAGGUGAUACAGUGCAUUAUUCCCGCAACAUUAAACAAGAGAGGUGCUGGUUCUUGUACAGAUCCUCUGGAAUUUAACUUUGCAGAGAACCAGGUUGUACGAAGAUUGUCCUCCUUACAGGAUAUGUGUGGAGCAGGUACAUCUAAUAAUGGUCGUACUAACUCAGGUAAUUUACCAACAUCAAGACCAUGUAUCCAAACAGCCAACAGAGACUUACAAGGUUGCUAUGGAAAAAUUGGAUUGACAGCAGAUAUGUUUAUUUCAAAUGAAACUGAAAUCAAAGGUGCUAUUAUUGGAAAGGAUAAUCCAGCCGCAUCUAAAUUUUGCGGACUUCGUGGUAAACUGUUUGGGUGUAUGAGAGACGUUCUGGAUAACUGCGCUGGCGCUGCCGAGUAUCUGUUGCUGACUGGAUACGACCAUUCUUCCAUGGAAGCCAGUAUUGAGGUCCUCUGUGAUGAUAUAGAAGUAUAUAUUGAUGGUCUCCAGUGUUUCCAAGAGGCAACAACUGACGUCAAAAACUGCAUGGACAAAAUGUCUUCUGGAAUGAUUGAUUUGGCAGCGAGGCAAAUCGAGUUUGGAAUGAACCAAACAGCAUUUUUCAAAGAAUAUUGCACCAUUCGAGUAAGCCACCUCCAGUGUGACAUGGGCGCAUGGACAAGAAAAUGUUCUCCUGCCAGCGUCGGGCUUAAAAAUGAAUAUGAGUGUCGCCUGCUUCCAAAGACCUGCCAGAAUGAUCAGUCACUACAGAAAACAUUGGCAAACGACGCCUGCAGCAUUGAUAACUUCGCGCGUAAACUCCGACAAGUAUCAAGUGCACCAUUCAUAAGAGGAACAACAUAUAUCAUAAGUUUAACCACAUUUAUCCUGUCGGCCAUUUUUAUGUUGUAAAAUGUUAUCACCAAAACUGUGUCUUUCGUCUUUUGUUUUGAACAGUGCUGUUGUGUACAUUAUGUUUAAAUAAAUAUAUUUUUUUAAUUUUUGUACAGCUGUAAAAAGAUUUGUAACGAUUGUAGAAAUCCUGUAUAUAUAAAAUGUGUAUAAAUGUAUCUGAAAUUUAUGAACUUUAAUUAAUUAUAAUAAUGAAGCACAUGAAAUGUAUAUAUUUUAAACAAAGCAUGGUUAACGCCAAUAAGUAUUUAAAAUUUUUUUUUUGCAUGAUUUGGCUUAUUUUUUUAGAAAUUAUCUUUUUAUCAAAUAUAUAUUAUUGUUAUUUUUAAAGGUUAAACGAUGUGUGGCGGGACUAUUUACUAUCCACCCGAAAUAUAUAAAAGAAAUGAUUUUUAAAGUAGAUCUAGUAGUUACAAGUGCCUUGUAAAAAAUAUCAAAAUUACAUUUGAGAAGUAUAUUAGUAUGUUUUUGACACAUUCAAAUGAAAUAUAAAUACAGAGUUUGCAGUACAUUGCUUAUGAUAGAGCUAAAGUUGUUGAAAUUAUUAUAAAUAUUACAAAUUAGAGUUGAAUUCUAUUCUGUCAAUUGUCUCAUGCAUAAUAUUUUAAUAACAUUUUGUAUGCUGUC
This is a messenger RNA of Mytilus californianus (California mussel), 2045 nucleotides long. RefSeq lists its product as uncharacterized. Bases 129 to 1418 code for a protein of 429 amino acids. The transcript has 7 exons. NCBI's taxonomy places the organism in Eukaryota, Metazoa, Mollusca, Bivalvia, Mytilida, Mytilidae. The record is from RefSeq and is a predicted model, not a curated record.